This is a messenger RNA of Mizuhopecten yessoensis (Yesso scallop), 2471 nucleotides long. Its product is annotated as tripartite motif-containing protein 2-like. The record is from RefSeq and is a predicted model, not a curated record. The coding region runs from base 85 to 1431 and encodes 448 amino acids. The transcript is spliced from 2 exons. Lineage: Eukaryota; Metazoa; Mollusca; Bivalvia; Pectinida; Pectinidae. Gene Ontology annotation, biological process: negative regulation of translation; proteasome-mediated ubiquitin-dependent protein catabolic process; protein polyubiquitination. Gene Ontology annotation, molecular function: protein binding; translation repressor activity; ubiquitin protein ligase activity.
GAGUGCAAAUCAUGUGACAAGAGAGGAAGGAUCAUGUGGCAAUGACCGGGGAUGUAAAUAACCUAGCUAGUGACAGUGAAGGAAAUGGCGAGUGUUAGGGUUGCACGAGAGAUCCAAGACAGCUUCCUCACAUGUGCAAUAUGUUUUCAAACGUUCGUUAAACCGAAAGCCUUACCAUGUCUUCACACAUUCUGCGAGGGCUGUCUGCGUGACUACAUAGUGAGUAGGUACGAAAGUACUGGACAGUUCCCGUGUCCGGUAUGCAGACAGGUGAUAUACACUCCUUACAAUGGGGUGGUCGACUUUCCCGACAACCAUUUCAUCAAGAGUCUACGGGACACAGUGGAGGUGGACGGGGAGCUCAAACACUUCGCGGAAUCCACUGAGGUCACGGAAGAUGACUUUUCAGUAAAUGUGCCUAGCUCUGUCAAAGAACCUCUCUUGGGUGCUUCCAGUCACCAUAUGUCGCAUGGUAAGAAACGUCAGGCAGAAUUCGUGAAAAAGUUCGGAAGUUUUGGAAUGGAGGCGGAACAGUUUGUUCAGAUUUCGGGUAUGGCAUUAUCUCCCCUCACAGACGAUAUACUUGUAGCAGACUGCAGCUUGAACAAGAUUCUGGUGUAUUCCUUAAAAGGUGACUAUCGUGGUGGGUUCGUCUGUGAUUGCUCUAUACGUGACAUAUCAGUCACGCGGUCGGGUUCCGUACUAGUGUCGGUCAGUAGGGCGGGUUCCGCCAUAUUGCGAGAGUAUGGGUUUGACGGGAGGCUGAUGGCAUCGUAUGGCUCGUACCACAAGUACGAAAACCCAUUCGGAGUUAAAGUUGCAAGGACAGGGAAAGUACUCAUAACUAGUUUACAAUUUAAUACGCUCAACGUUUUCACAGAUAGGAAACGACCUUCGAUCAAAUUCGGAUCCCGGGGGAAAGGACCAAACCAUUUUCUGUUGCCUUAUUACGUCACAGUUAAUAGUCGGGACGAUAUCAUCAUAUCGGACAGUGGUAAUCAUCGAAUCAAAGUCCACAAAAAUGACGGAACGAUACUCCAUUGUUUUGGGACACAGGGAUCCAAAGAUGGCGAACUAUUUUACCCAAUGGGUGUCUGUACUGACACAAACGAAAAUAUUUAUGUUGCCGACGCAAACAACUUUCGAGUGCAAAUGUUCUCACAGAAAGGCGAGUACCUGUCAACCCCGAUCGCCAAUACAUAUGAGUUAGGUGUAGACGUGAAGCCCAUCAAUGUGCUCUAUGUAAGAGACAAACUCUUCGUGAGUUUCCGCGGAACAAAGUUUGCCGAGGUUCAUGUAUACCAUUGGGAUGUAUCUGGGUAUAAAGCGCCAGUGAAGAAAAAGAAAAACUCGGUAUUUGCAUCAUGCUGUUGCUGUGUUCAGGAUGAAAAGCCGUCAUAUGACGACAGCUACGGUAGUAGUUGGGCAUAGUCAAUAUUUACGUGAAGGGAGAUAUUUAUGCUUAGGAAAUUUCAUCGAGUGAACACUUAAUGUGUAUUAAUAUGCAGGGCCUAUUUGGUACGAUGAUAAUACUAUACUUUCUUCUAUUUCAAAAGUUUCCUGCAGGUUAGUAUAUUUUAAUUAUAAUCAUGUUGUCAAAUAUCACUCGCUAAUUUCACGUUCAUUCACGAAAUAUAUAUUUUCUUAAACUGGGAUAUUUAAUGGAAGUGACAUUCGUCCUGGUACGUUAAUAAAUGAUUUCAGAAAGGAAGUCCGAAAUUAAGAAGAGAUUAAUUUUCCGAUAAAUUCUGACUAAAUCAGUUUGGCAUCUAUUUGUGUUCUUACUCUUUUGUGGUGAAUGAAAAUCGGAUUGACAACAUGUUCGUAUACCAGAGUUUGGGACAAAGUUUUACAGACUGUUGUUCGCUCACUUGAUUUCUUGAAUAUUUCAUGACAAAACUGAAGACACGCGAUUAGCUAUUCGGCUGGCAUCCUCGAUAUCCAGGUGUUAGGCUCGGCGAAAGUGAGCAUAACCCCUGGAUAUCGAGGAUGCUUGACUGGUUUCUGGUGCAUAAACUGAUCCGUCGCUAUAGUCUGAUGCAUGUCCUUUAAAGAGGAGCAACAUCAAACUUGUAUAGCCGGUCAAUUUUACCGGUACACCACCGCACGUUUUGUAUGUACAACAUUUAUCAAAGGACCAAUCUAGUCAUCUUAUAUAAUCCACAAGGCCGUGCACGAGGAACCGUCGAUUCUGUCAUGUUUUUAUGACAUGUUCCAGAGGUGCAGCUAGCGCAAGAGAGCGUAAUCCUCGGAAUUUCGAGGAAGGAUAUGCUCUUUUUGUCAGUGUCACUAUCAAAUUACGUGCCUUGUGAAUUUAGUUCAUAAAUAUUUACCAAUUAGUCGUGCAUGUUGAUCAUGAAUUUGUGAAUGCUUUAAAAUAUACACUGUACAUUUUGACAUACAGUUGGAAGGAGAUAAUUCAGAACUAUAUCAAUGGAGAGAGAGAGAGAGAGAGAGAGAGAGAGAGAGAG